Messenger RNA from Rubroshorea leprosula, 481 nucleotides. Lineage: Eukaryota; Viridiplantae; Streptophyta; Magnoliopsida; Malvales; Dipterocarpaceae. The record is from the annotation of a GenBank genome assembly.
AUCAAUAUGGUAAUAAAAUGGAAAACAAACAGACCGCUCAACAAGAUACCUAUGAAUCCACAAUCAGCGAAUGGCAUACAACCGUCAGCAAGCAAUCUCAGCUCAGAUCCGGAGCGAGGAGCUGAGAAGCAAAGCAACGAUGACGACAAAGACAGCCGAGACAAAUGACUGCGACAACGAGCCAGCACCAGCCGUCAGGGUCGGAGCCGGAGCAUCGGCGGCCAGAGCCAAACCCAGGGCCUGGGUUCGAUGGAACCCAGGGCCUGGGUUCGAUGGAACCCAGGCGUUGGUGCUGGGUUCCUUCGAACCCAAGGAGAUAUUUACCCAAAAGGAUGCAUUGAGUUGUAGUACGCUUUAGCACAAAAGCUCAGAACAAUCAAUGCAUAAAAUGUAAUAAGUGAAUUAGUUUUAUUUAAUUUGUCCAUGACAAUCAAAAACAAUGGUGAAUUAAGCACAAAAUUCAUAAACAUAUCAAAAUAUU